AUGGAAGUGUUUCUUUAUAAUUCUACUGUUUGUCGAUUGUGUGGAGAAGAAAAUGACAAUGGAAAUCUGUUAUAUUCGAGUGAAGAAAAUAAUCAAAACCUUAGUGAUAUUAUAAAUACGUAUUUACCGAUUAAGGUGUCAGAUGAUGGUCAACUACCACGAACGAUUUGUCCUGGAUGUACAAUACAGCUGGAGGCUACAGUUGAAUUUUUAAACUUAAUUAUUAAUGGACAGAAAGUUAUAAGAGAGCUUUAUCAAAGAGAAAAGGAAUACAAGAGGUCCGUUUCACCUUCAAAUGAAACCGAGGUUAUAACUGAGAAAAUCGUUUAUGAAAUUAAUACCAGUGAUGGGGUGUACCAAAUUGAGCAUCCAAUCGCCCUUCAGGUAGCGGGGCUAGAGAAACCUAAAAGAAAAAGAGGUAGGCCACCAAAAAAACCAAAGUGCCCUGAGGAAUUGGCACAACAAGCAACUGUUCAGGUUUCUCAGGAAGAAAACACUAAAUCAGGAAGAAAAGACUGUCAAUAUCCUCGUGGUAAUGACAGUGAUGAACCAACAGGAAAGAGGCGCAGAAAAACGCCAACUAGGUUUAAGGAAGUGGUACAGGGAAAAGAACUGGAAAGGAUUUUUAAAGAAGAAGGCGUGAUUGAUGGUGAAGAUAGUGACACUGAGAAUAAGCAAGCCGUGGCAGAGCAAGGAUCUAAAAUCUCUCCUUCAAAGGAACCUGAAGUGAUUGGACAUUUGGAAACUUCAGGAGAGCUGGUUGUUGUAUUAAGAGGGAAGGGCAGAGGCCGUCCAAAAGGACGUAUGCGUCAAACGCGCGAACAAUGUAUGAUUUGUGGCAUGGUAUUUUCGAGUGUGGGACGAUAUAUGUCGCACAUCGCUCAACACGGUCCUGUGCUGUAUCAGUGCACCCAGUGUGGUGAAACUUUCUCCACCAGGCUACUAUUUUGUGACCAUCAAACGGAAACUAACCAUACAGGGCAGAACAUACUUCAGUGUAAGGAUGUAACACCUAAUAACCAAGAAAGUUUGAAAUCUGAAGUAAAGUCUGAAGAAUCAUCAACAGAAAAAAGCACUGAAAAAUUUCGGGAAUCAAAUGAUUUAGCUUCUGUAGACAACCUAGUGAGUAAUGUACAAGCAACUUCCUUGCCUGAAGCUCUGCCCGAAGAAUUACCUGAUUUAAGUGCUCAGCUGCCAGAAGUGAAAAAUGAAGGUCCAAAGGAAGAAAAGAAAACUGAGAGUGUAGAUGUUAAAACGGAUGAAAAUAAUGUGGUGGUUGAAGGAAAUAGUGAGACAACCAAUCCAUUAGACAGUGAACUUGAAGUGCAAGACGGUAAUAAAAUAAAAUGCAAUCAAUGUGACAAGACAUUUAACAACAGACAAAGCAAAUCAAUUCAUAUCAAGGCAGUUCAUCAAGGUGAGCGACCAUACAAAUGCACGGAAUGUGGUGCAGCGUUUGGGUAUCCACGUUCGCUGUCUCUGCAUUCAGCCUCACACCGGCGACAUAAGACUUCGUCCUCCAAAGGAUACGCAUGUGACCUAUGUGGAAAGGUGCUGAACCACCCGUCGUCGGUGGUGUACCACAAGCAAGCGGCGCACGCGAUGCAGCGCUACGUGUGCGGCACGUGCGGCAAGCGCUUCCGCCACAAGCAGCUGCUGCAGCGCCACCAGCUGGUGCACUCGCAGCUGCGCCCCUUCACCUGCAAGUCCUGCAACGCUACAUUCAAGACGAAGGCAAAUUUGCUCAACCAUCAGCUACUGCAUACUGGCGUAAAGAAGUUCAGCUGCGAGAUCUGCAAACAUAAGUUUGCACACAAAACAAGUCUUACUUUACAUAUGAGAUGGCAUACAGGGGUGAAACCGUACUCGUGCAAGGAGUGUGGGAAGAGCUUUAGCCAGAAGGGUAACCUGUCGGAGCACGAGCGGAUCCACACAGGCGAGAAGCCGUACCAGUGUGCGUCGUGCCCGCGACGCUUCACCACGUCUUCGCAACACCGCCUGCACGCGCGCCGCCACGCGCCCGACCGGCCCUACGCGUGCGCGCUCUGCCCCAAGAGGUUCAGCACGCGCGGCGCGUUGAUGACGCACGCGCGGCGAGAGGCCGGUGCGAGCGGGCGGCCGCGCGCCGCUACCACCGCGCGAGCGCAACGCGCACGCAAGAUAUCAAAGCAAGUUAGUCUCCUGGUUGCUGACAACCAACAAGGUCUGACAAAUGUCGUUAGCGUUCCCCCAGAGGUCGUGAGUGAGUCGCAGACCGAUACGGAAGAGGGUGUCAUAUACAUCGCCUACGACGUGGAUGAUGCGGCACCCUCGCUGCACAUACUGGGACACGAACAGACUGUGACUCUCGACAAUACGAAAAUGACGUCUUCAUGCGAGAUGUACUCGGGACUCGAGCAGCUGCAACAGCCAACCAAGCAGGAGCAGCACCAGCUGCGCCUGGGCAGCGCCCCGCAGGAACAUUUGCCGGUGACGGACGAACACGGCAAUCCCCUUCACUUCACCAUGCAAGAUGGCACCCGGCUCGCCAUUACGUCUGCGGAUGGAAAAUCUUUGCAGGUUAUCACGCAAGAUGGUCAAACAAUACCUGUAGAAAUCAAUAGUUUUACAGAUGAAGAGGACAUAGACAGUGCCGACACCGUGGUCCACCAGUUGAACUUGCAGAGGAGCGUGGACAGCAACGGUUCUUCGCCAGUUACUCAUUACUACACGCUGGUGUGA
Parnassius apollo (apollo) is the source of this 2721-nucleotide messenger RNA. Lineage: Eukaryota; Metazoa; Arthropoda; Insecta; Lepidoptera; Papilionidae. The record is from the annotation of a GenBank genome assembly.